AUGGAAAUCACCAUCAACCAGAAGAAAAACUCCAACAGCAUGAAGAAGCUGUUUAAAAAAUUAUUCAAAUCCAACAAAACUACCGACUCAAUAGAAUCCUUGGAAAAUAGCCGCAAUGCCAGUCUGGAAUCAUCAUCAGAUUGCAGCUCAAUGGAAUCCUAUGACAACGACAUCAAUGAAUCCUAUGAAAAGGAGGAGGAAUUUGAUUACCCCAUCACAACAGUACCUGUUCACUUUGUACGCACCGAACAGGGUACCUUCUUUUGGACCUCAGCUGCUGACCUCGUUCCUGUUCAUAUGCAAGAUCGUUGGGCCCAAGCUUAA
Molecule: messenger RNA, 324 nt
Organism: Musca domestica (house fly)
Lineage: Eukaryota; Metazoa; Arthropoda; Insecta; Diptera; Muscidae
Product: enhancer of split m4 protein-like
Exons: 1
Coding region: 1-324 (107 amino acids)
Biological process (GO): Notch signaling pathway; sensory organ development
Source: RefSeq, a predicted model, not a curated record